AUCACUUGGGACGUACGAGCUCCCCUCUGCAUGGCUUUCCAGUCCCUGCUCACGGCCGUGUUGAUCUGGACCACACCAAAACAUUCCAUGAUUCGAUGGGCCACGCUUCCCUUUUUGAUGUAUUUGGGCUACAUCUGCACAGCGACUGGACCGAACUUCACCCUACAGACGACACUUUUCAUGUGCUUCACGGUCGGUGGCUAUAUCAACGCCCUUCACUGUAUCAACUUUCUAUGCCUGUCGCCGCUUGACCAUAAACAUCACGAGGAACACUCGUGGGUCUACAAGCUAUAUUUCACCACAGCUGCCCUAUGGAGCCUUCGUGGCGUCGGAACGGCGUGGCAACCCAAAUCAAUCCCGCAAUUUCCCGCUGGUCAGAUCCCCGGGCGCGCCGCAUUCAUUCGGCGCCAGGUCAUACUCAUUUUCUUCACAUACUGCUUGGUUGACUGGAUCACCAGUCAAAAGCAGACUCCCGAGGCCGCUGUCAGUUGGGCCGAAGGCAAAGAGUGGCUAUGGUUGGCUCGCAACCCGCACAAGGUGACAGCCCAAGAUCUUGUCGCGCGUGCACUGGCUACCUUCAUGUCGUGGUUUCUGCUGGGUCGACUGAUGCUGGAAAUGUGGCACCGGAUCUUCUCGGUCAUCUUCGUCGGGUCUGGCAUAUCUGAGGUUCGACAAUGGCCACCUCUAUGGGGUUCUUACAGUGACUGUUUCACGCUGCGACGAUAUUUCAACAAAUUCUGGCACCAGUGCAAUCGCAUCCAUCUGCAAGGCGUGGCAAGCUUUACUGGGCGUGACCUGUUGGGGCUCGGGCCAGGAAUCCUACGAAGAUAUACCAUCACCACUCUCGUGUUUGCGAUCUCCGGCUUGUACCACCGCCUGGUGGACAAUCUCAUGGGCAUUGACUGGCACAAAUCCGGCGGGCUCACGGCUUUCCUUUUGAUCGUGCCUGGGAUCUUGCUGGAAGACUUUGUGCAAACCUGUUGGAAUCGCGCCGCCGCUCCGAAAAGGCUUUCGGCCAAGACGCGCUCCCUUUUGGAGCGAAUCGUGGGCUAUCUUUGGGUCUUUUCGUGGCUCAUGCUGGUCACUCCCAUUUACAACUAUCCCAUCAUGCGGAUU
Messenger RNA from Zymoseptoria tritici IPO323, 1116 nucleotides. RefSeq lists its product as uncharacterized. The transcript is spliced from 3 exons. The annotation marks the transcript as partial. Lineage: Eukaryota; Fungi; Ascomycota; Dothideomycetes; Mycosphaerellales; Mycosphaerellaceae. The record is from RefSeq and is a predicted model, not a curated record.